Molecule: messenger RNA, 1842 nt
Organism: Vidua chalybeata
Lineage: Eukaryota; Metazoa; Chordata; Aves; Passeriformes; Viduidae
Product: dual specificity protein phosphatase 22-A-like
Exons: 7
Coding region: 1-666 (221 amino acids)
Biological process (GO): regulation of cell population proliferation; transforming growth factor beta receptor signaling pathway; protein dephosphorylation
Cellular component (GO): cytosol
Molecular function (GO): protein tyrosine/serine/threonine phosphatase activity
Source: RefSeq, a predicted model, not a curated record
AUGGGCACCAGCAGAUGUACCUUGUUCCUGGUGCCAUCUGAAUUCUCUCUCCUUUUUGUCACCUCCCAGAUUGUCACCGGCCUCUACCUGGGGAAUAUUCAUGACUCUGAGGACCAUGAGAACCUGCUGAGGAAGGGGGUGACCCACAUCCUGUCCGUCCACAACCGUGCCAAGCCCGUGCUGGAGGACAUGACCUAUCUGUGUAUCUCGGCCUCGGAUUCAUCCAGUCAAAACCUGCUGCAGCAUUUUAAGGAGUGCAUCCAGUUCAUCCACGAGUGCCGGCUCGGAGGGGGAGGCUGCCUGGUGCACUGCCUGGCCGGGGUGUCCCGCAGCACCACGGUCCUGGUGGCAUACCUGAUGACAGUGACAGAGCUGGGCUGGCAGAGCUGCCUGGCUGCCACCAGGGCCGUGCGCUCCUACGCCAGCCCCAACGCCGGGUUCCAGCAGCAGCUGCAGGAAUACGAGAGCACCCUGCUCCACCAGUACCGCGCCUGGAUCCGCCGGGAUUACGGCAGGAACCCCUUCCAGGACCAGGAGGAGCUGCAGCGCCUGCUGGGCCAGCAGGGGAGCAGGGAUUGCUCCCGGCCCCGCUCCCCAGAUCCCACCUUGCCCCCUCCCUGCCGCGCAGGUGGCACCGCUGCUGGCAGCAGAUGGAUGAACAGAUAAGCAGCCAGGCUGUUCCCGGCCUCUGGGGCUUGGAAAACUCAGUUUUCCCUUCGCCAAGCACCUCCAGGGAUUCGUGUCUAGGGCACAAAGCUGCCAGCACCACAGGGAGGACCCACAGACCUCCCUGCCAGCUCCAGGGAACGGUGGCAGUGCCCUGCUCUGUCCCAUUCCCCCAUUCCCAAUGGAUUGCAGCCACCUUUCCACCCUCAGAGCAGCAGCCAGCCCCGUCCCUCUCUCCUCAUGACAAUAUCUGGGCUGGCAGGGCACGGGAAAGGUGGGGCAGACCUCGGGAAUCCAAGGUGGGAGGAGAUGGAGAGAGGCCACCUUGUCCUCUGCUUCCCUGAGGAAGGAGGGGUGAAUCCCGGGAUUUGGGGGUGCUCUGAGCCUCAGCUGGCGCCCAGUGGGGUGGGGAGAGGGGCUGGAGGUGUUUUGGGGCUGCCCCUCGCUGUGCAUGUCCUUGGCAGGUGAAUAUCUGGCAUUUUCCUUAUCCCAACCCCAGGGAUAAGGGGGAAAAGGUAAAUCCAAAUUUACCUUUUAGCUGGCAUUUUCCUUAUCCCAGCCCCAGGGAUAAGGGGAAAGGUAAAUCCAAAUUUACCUUUUAGCUGGUAUUUUCCUUAUCCCAGCCCAAGGGAUGAGGGGAAAAAGGUAAAUCCAAAUUUACCUUUUAGCUGGUAUUUUCCUUAUCCCAGCCCCAGGGAGGGGGGAAAUCCAGCAGUGCCUGUCCCACUGCCUCCAUCCCUGGAGCCAGAGUGGGUUUGGGUUUCCCCUGAGCCCCAUCUGAAUGUCCCUGCUUGCCAAAGAAACCAAAAGCUUGGUUGGAUUCACUCAACCCAUGGACCAAUUUAACUCUGUCCCUCUCCAAAAGCCUUUUUAAUACCUAAACCCCAUGGCCAUGUCCAGUUUUUCAUCCCAAACUGGGAUUGUGCUUUCCCAGAGCUUUCUUUGGCAGGAAUUCCCCCCAUCUGCCUUACAAGGAGGGUCCCAUCCCGUGGAUUCAGCCCUUCCACCUGGAAACCUUCAACCCUUCCGUGCCAACUCCGCCUUUUACUAAAAUUACCCUGUUUGUCCACUCAAAAAUGUCUGUUCUGCAAGUCCUUCUAAGAAAAAGGGGAUUAAAAACAUUUCUAGGAAUUCUCUCGAUGAAGAUUUUCGGGUACUCAUCGUGUGACAGCACCA